UUUGAAACCGGCUGAGGUCAGGCUGCUGUUGCUCGGAGCUGAAUCCGCUGUCACCAAAUUUCUACUCAGUUUUUCCAGACCUGUUUGUUUAAUGGCACUCCAACUGAAAGACAAAGACGCUUAUCAAAGACUGAACUAUCUUUACCAGGCUGCACACUGUGUUUUAGCCCAAAACCCCGAAAAUGUGGAGCUGGCUCGUUUCUACUGCUUCACACAGAGGACCAUUGCAAGACGUUUAGUUCUCAGACAAGAUCCAUCGGUGAAGAGAACAAUUUGCAAGAAGUGCUGCUCGUUGCUCAUCCCAGGUGUGACUGCGACAACAAGACAACGCAGGAAAAAAGGCAAGACCCGCUUCACCGUUGUGAGGUGUCUCAGCUGCGGACAGAGCAAGACGUUACUGAAUAAUCCAGAUCAUUGUUUAUGGGUUGACCGUCCCGAGGCUCAGCUGGAGCAACAGAAGCAACCAGAUCCAGGCCCUUCCAAUAAAAAACAGCCAAAAGACAAAAAGCCUGAUGGGUCAGUGUCCUCUAAACCCAGUGCUGCCCAGAGUGUUGCCAGCACAGACCAAUAGUUCUCUACUUCUGACAAAUAUGAAGGACUGAUAUUUAUUUUAUUUUAUUAAAGAGAUGUGUAACUUUAUUAUGUUACAUCUAUCCAUUCGUUGUUUUAUUUAGUGAUUUUUUUGACCUCUGUGAGAUCAUUUUCGGAAGCUUUCUGCAGUGUGUACAUGUGUUUGUUGCAGUGAGAUUUUUGAUGCUACCAACAGAUGGCCACCAUGUGGUGUCCUACACACGUGUUUUUGUUUUUCUUCUCCCAAAAAAGUAAAACUUAGUUAAUGGUAAUGAUUUUACUGACAAGGAUGAAAAAAAUGGAUACAGCAUUAUAAUCAUUUAUUAUUUUAAUAUUUUACAUUUUCUGUACAAAAUCUCCUCACCGUUAGCCAGGUACUUUCCUCAAAGGUUGAUUUAAAACAAAUAAAAAUAUGCAGUUUCAUUCA
Molecule: messenger RNA, 997 nt
Organism: Plectropomus leopardus (leopard coralgrouper)
Lineage: Eukaryota; Metazoa; Chordata; Actinopteri; Perciformes; Serranidae
Gene: rpp21
Product: ribonuclease P subunit p21
Biological process (GO): tRNA processing
Cellular component (GO): nucleolar ribonuclease P complex
Source: RefSeq, a predicted model, not a curated record